ACAUACCGGGGAUAGACGGUCGCAGACUCGAGCAAGACUUCGCGGACUUCGAAAUGCGUGUGGGGCAGCUAGCUAGACUCGUGACCGUUAACCAGGCUACUUGUGAAGGCUUCGAAGCUUGACGUGGACGUACAGUACCAGUGUGCACCAUACCAAAUUGGUCCAAUUGAAAUCACCUACACUCGGAACAAGCAUGCUCUAUGCUGGGAGAGUAAUGACUAUACAGCUGUCGCAACAAUCGCGCAGACUCUUCUCAACACGGGCGCCGGAGGCUUUCCUCGAACCUCUCCAGUCUCACCUCGGUAUAGCAUGUCUGUCCUUCAACAGACCACAGGCAAAGAAUGCUAUAUCAAUGAAACUACUUCAUGAAUUUCGCGAAUGUUUAGAAACCGCCAAGUACGACAAGAGCAUCCGAGCGCUGAUAAUACGUUCCACUACCAUGGGUUCCUUCUGCGCAGGCGCCGACCUUGCUGAGAGACGUACUAUGUCUCAAAUUCAAGUUGCGAAAUUCCUUUCUGACUUGCGGGCCGCACUUGGUCAAUUGGAAACCUUGCCUAUGCCAACAAUUGCUGCAAUAGACGGUCCUGCAUUAGGGGGAGGGUUAGAACUGAGUUUUGCCUGUGACUUGCGUGUGGCUGGACAUGGUGUGACAAAGAUAGGUCUUCCCGAGACGCGCCUCGGAAUUAUACCUGGAGCGGGCGGUACUCAACGUGCUGUCAGAUUACUGGGCGUAUCGAAAGCAAAGGCCCUGAUUUUUACAGCUAGGAUGCUGACAGCCCAAGAGGCACUUGAAUGGGGUGUAGUAGAUUAUGUAUCAUCUCCCUCUGCAUCGGCCUUCGAAAGGGCAGUGGAAUUGGCUCAGGAAAUAACUAAAAGCGCCCCAUUAGCGCUUCGAGCUGCAAAGCAAGCAAUUUCACGUGCAGCUGACCUCUCUUUGGAAUCAGGUCUUGACUUAGAGAGAGCAUCAUAUGAAGUUCUUCUACCCACGAAAGAUCGGUUGGAGGCUUUAGAGGCAUUCAAGGAAAAACGACAACCUGUUUUUAAAGGGGAAUAGUCUUCUACCUCUGAUUUGGAGUAUGCUGUCAUAGUACAACGAAUCAAGACAGGGUCACGCAUAAUGUUCGCGCACCCAUCAUCUAUACAUCUACCGCGCCUCCGUUUUCAUUAUCGGCGGCCACGAUACUCCCCUAUUUCAUAACGCCUGGGGUAGAGUUUCUGUAUCUUGGGAAGUUUUUCGACAUCCUUGCUGGCGCGUCACUAUGUGGCCAUACUGCUACCGUCACAACGUCUUCCCACCGGCCUCCGCUGCCGCGGAUGUUGCGGGAUUGUAGUCGGCGUUCUGAUGCUGGCACAGGUGGUUCGCUGAUCUACUGGGUAUUCCAUUUUCUUGAGGAUGUCUUUGAACGAUCGUCCAGGACAAGGCAAAGCAAAUCACCCGAAUACUACUCGUAUUCCUAUGUUGGCGAAGAAACAUCUUUGGUAUCACUGACGGGUAGCUCUCAUAUUGGUUACCCUUACCAUCACUUGUUCA
Molecule: messenger RNA, 1531 nt
Organism: Suillus subaureus
Lineage: Eukaryota; Fungi; Basidiomycota; Agaricomycetes; Boletales; Suillaceae
Product: ClpP/crotonase-like domain-containing protein
Exons: 7
Coding region: 194-1054 (286 amino acids)
Biological process (GO): fatty acid beta-oxidation
Cellular component (GO): mitochondrion
Molecular function (GO): enoyl-CoA hydratase activity
Source: RefSeq, a predicted model, not a curated record